AUGGCAAGGCGAGAGUAUGGCACGAAGCAGCGGUCAUCAUCUUUGCACUCCUCCCGAGUCCUCUACAUCGCAGAGGAGAUCGGGAUCGUGCAGAUGAAACGGAGCCUAAACACGGCACUCCCAAUGGGUGAGGACGAGAAGAAGGAUGACAAAGGGAAUUAUCAAGAUCAAUACAAGGAUGGCUCAUUCCGAUGGAGGAUCGUGCCCAAUAAGCUCAGAAAAGAGGAGGAGGGAGAGCAGAACGACAACACAGGUAUCAAUCUUGAAGAGACGAAUGAUCAGGAGGACCAGGAGAAGGACUAUAUUCCCAAGUUCACACCCAAGACAGACAAUGACAGCAAGCUGCUGAAGUAUGAGAUCGAUAUACUGACAGGGAAUCUUGCAAGGAAGAACGUGUACAUCUAUGAAUACGCACAGCCUAACUUCAAUGUGGCCAGCUCUAGCAUCUUCUACUACAUGGUAUCUUCUCCAUUGUGCGGGAUACUGCAGGAUUACAAGAAUCUAACGGAGGCAAAGGCAAGGAGCGCCUAUGCAGACCAGUGGAAUUUGCAAGGCUCACCUUCUUUUCACCACAAAUUCUUGCUAAAAAACUAUCUUGCCUCCAUAAUCUAUGCUUCAUAA
Guillardia theta CCMP2712 is the source of this 621-nucleotide messenger RNA. RefSeq lists its product as hypothetical. The record is from RefSeq and is a predicted model, not a curated record. NCBI's taxonomy places the organism in Eukaryota, Cryptophyceae, Pyrenomonadales, Geminigeraceae. Bases 1 to 621 code for a protein of 206 amino acids. The transcript is spliced from 2 exons.